Molecule: messenger RNA, 2973 nt
Organism: Folsomia candida
Lineage: Eukaryota; Metazoa; Arthropoda; Collembola; Entomobryomorpha; Isotomidae
Gene: Tsp26A
Product: tetraspanin-5
Exons: 9
Coding region: 965-1795 (276 amino acids)
Biological process (GO): protein localization to plasma membrane; protein maturation
Cellular component (GO): membrane
Source: RefSeq, a predicted model, not a curated record
ACCCUGCUGAAACCUGCCACUUUACUCCUUGGAAAUGUACAACACGGUGCAAAUGGAUGAAAGGCACGCUGCAAGUUGGGCGAAUAUGGUUUCGUGCUCUCAAUAAGUCAAGAAGUAGAGCAAAGCAACAGCAUUGCGAGGGGGUGCGGUCCCUCCACCCAUUCCGAGUUCAUAUUGAAGACACGGAUGCACCCUUAGUUAAUACACACCAGCAGCUCAGCAUAUACAUAGACAGGGAUGGAUUUCAUUCUUCACUUUUUUAAAGGAGAGCAGGAAUUUAUUUGGUGCUGUUUUUUAUAGUCAGCCCAGUAUUCAGCAACCAGCAGUCAGUGUUAUUAGGUGGACGAGUGUGAAGGGAUUUGACUUCCGUCACCUGAACAAAAGAGGACAACAAAGAGGCGAGAGAGAGAGGUCCAAUUAAGGUGGGUUGAGUGGACAGGUCUGAUUGUUCAGGUUGACGACGUACGACGACGACAGUUUUAAUUAGAUUGGAUUAUCGAACUAUCAAUGUGGAUAAUAUUGAUAUGACGAGAAAAGUUUCGGGGUUUUGAUAAACCCUGAACUCUACUAAUUUAGCUGUUCCAUUAAAUAAGAGCUUAUCAUACAUACAUUCCAAAUUUGCUCGAAUCUCUACAUUUACAAACUACACUGCCAAACUAAUUGAACUAUGAAGAUAAGCAUGAUGAGUUGGAAGGCGACAAUAUAACUACCCUAACUGAUUGGAGAUACAAGAUACAAAAACUGCUACAACCAAAAUACUUGGAUACACAUACGACACGUUCGUGGACCUUUUUUCACGUCGCGAAAACCACGAGUCGAAACAGUUCCACAUUAUCAUUUUGUCUGUGAGUGAGCAAACGAGAAACCAGUCAGAAUAGGUCGUACGUGGGAUCACCCUUUGCUCAAGGGCGGCGGCGGCGGUGGGGUCGACAGCGGUGGAGGAGAUUUAGUCCAAGUUCGGAGAAUGGCUGGACCUCCGCCCAGGUUGAAAAAAUAUCGACGAGAUGAAUCCGAGGUGUCAUGUUGUCUCAAAUAUCUCAUUUUUGGAUUCAAUGUCAUCUUUUGGUUGAUGGGUCUCUUCAUAUUGGGCGUCGGUGUGUGGGCUUGGAGUGAAAAGGAAACACUUUCCAAUUUGUCUAAAUUAACUCGGGUAGCGUUGGACCCUGCCUUUAUCCUCGUCCUUGUCGGAUCCAUGACCUUUGUUAUCGGAUUCACAGGAUGUGUUGGAGCCCUCCGUGAAAAUACUUGUUUGCUUGCCGUCUACGCCAUAUUUCUCGCUGCAAUUUUACUUGUGGAAAUAUCUGCCGGAAUUCUAGGGUUUAUGUUUAAGGAUUGGAUAAAGGGUGAAGCGACUUCGGGCUUCCAAUCCUUCAUAAUUUCAUACCGUGAGGACCCUGACCAGCAGAAUUUAAUCGACUGGAUUCAAGAACGAUGGUUGCAGUGUUGCGGCAUUGAGGGGGCACGUGAUUGGGAUAAAAAUGUAUAUUUUAAUUGCAACUCGACCGCGCGUGAAGCUUGUGGCGUUCCAUUUUCAUGCUGCAAACAACCCAUGGAACAAUUAUGGAUUAGAAAUACGCAGUGUGGCUAUGACGUGAGAAAACCUGAAUAUAACUUGGACGUGUCAAAAGUAAUUUACGAAACGGGUUGCCUCUCCUCCGCUGAAGAUUGGUUGGAAAGAAAUCUAAUCAUGGUUGCUGCUGCCAUCGUCGCCACCGCGUUUCUACAAAUUUUAGGAAUUUGUUUCGCUCAGAACUUACGAGCUGACGUUUUUGCCCAGAGAUCAAAGUGGCGCUGACAAUUAGGGGCCGGCCCCACACAUAUUUAAUCAAACAGGGACCGGCGUCCAAAAUUUAAUGCUAUCCAUUAACUAACCAACCAACCAAAAACAACAUUAUCUUAAAAAAUAUUUAUAGUUUUCCUCCGUUCAAUUGAUCAUGAUAUUAACUACUCGCAUUUGUUUUUGUUACCAUAUUUGACCGAGAAUCUCGGUCAAUGUCAAGAAAUGCCAAACAACAAUUUUCCCAAUUUUCUGAUAUCCUCCGAGGUUUUAAGUCAACCAAUUUAAUUAGUUUUUUUGUAUUUUUGACCAACCGAACACUAAAAACGACAUAAUAACUCCUAUUUAUUGUUCUAAUUAUUAUUCCCACGUGUCUAGUUUUAAAAUCGGACUCAAUUAAGUAGGUAUACUAAUUUAUUAUUUUGUGCUCUCGUCUCCACUUGAAGACCACGAUCGCGUCGUAAAUCCAAUGAUUUUCAAGUCGUGUAUGUCAAUUCAAUUUAGAAAUUAAUGCGAAGCAAGUCUGUUGUCGUUGUAUUUCCUCAGUUUCGUUGUUGUGAUUUUAUGUUUCGUAAUGUUAUUCCGUAAUCAAUCGUCGUCGUCGUCAUUAAAUAUAAGGAAAAGUGAAAUCUCUUUAAGAAAAACCAAGAUAAAUAACUCUAAGUUGUAAAAAUUACAUAAGUAUAAUCAUCACGAUGAGAAAUAGAAGAUAAGAGAAAGAAAGAAGUAAGAGAAACAUGUCAAGAAGAAUUAAUGCAAUCUAUUUUCUACUCUCGAUCUAUCUCCUCUCCGACUCACUAUUUAAUUAACUGAUCUGCUAACGAAUCUCAUUUAAUUUUAGUUAACUUAUUUAAUUUACUCAUUAAAAACAUACUAUGUUUGGAUUUUGAUACUGUAAUUUAUUCAUGUAAGAAGAAGCAUUUAUUAUUAAUUUGUCAUAAAUCACGUCCUUUUUUAUACUGCUGGGUUUUGUUACUUAAUUAAUUUGUGUGUUUAGUUAGCUAUUUGAGAAAUCAGUCAUUAUAUAAUUAUGUAUCGCAGUCAAAUGUCGUCGUUUAAUUAUUUCUCCUCUUUUUGAUACAUGUUGAUGGAUGAAAGUCGGUGACAAUGACAUAUUUAUGUAAUUGUUCUCUCUUCUAUACUUCCGGUGAAAGUAAUGGGAAGAAUAAAAUGAAAUGUAUUCAUGAAAAGGACAA